Molecule: messenger RNA, 2931 nt
Organism: Danio aesculapii
Lineage: Eukaryota; Metazoa; Chordata; Actinopteri; Cypriniformes; Danionidae
Gene: slc9d1
Product: transmembrane and coiled-coil domains 3
Exons: 13
Coding region: 116-2125 (669 amino acids)
Biological process (GO): proton transmembrane transport; potassium ion transmembrane transport
Cellular component (GO): membrane
Molecular function (GO): potassium:proton antiporter activity
Source: RefSeq, a predicted model, not a curated record
UUUCAGAGGAGUUGUAGUUUCAACACACAUGCGGCUGUUCAAGUUCAUUUCGACGGAAGACGGUGGACGAUUUCAAUCAAUUCAAAACUUCUAAUUUUUCGCUUCACUGUGCGGGAUGCGAGCUCUGUGUGCAGUGCUGUGCCUGGGCCUGGUGGUGGCGCUGCAGCAGAAGCCGCUCCACAGAUCCGUCCAUGGGCAGCAGUGGGUGUCGGAGAACUGCCGGCGGCUCUCCACGCUGCUGCGGCAGAAGCAGUCGGCGGUGCGGAGGCUGGACACGGCGGCGGCGGCUCUACAACGAAACCAGGAGCUGGCGGCGGCCGAGAAGCUGUUCCGCAUCCACACGCUGGAGGUGUUUGAGCGCGAGCUGAACGAGAGCGAGAGAUCCCUGUUCCAGGCCCUGGAGGGACUGCAGCGCGUGCUGAAGGGGAACCUCAGAGACGUGGUGAACAUGAAGGAGAGCAGCAGACAGCGGCUGGAGGCACUCAGAGAAGCGGCCAUCAAGGAGGAGCAGGAGUACAUCGAGCUGGUGGCGGCAGAGAAACACCAGCAGGAGGUGCUGAAAGUGGCACAAGAUCGAAACAAAACCCUGUCAGUGCUGGACGAGAUCCUGGAGGAUGUGAGGAAGGCUGCAGACCGCCUGGAGGAGGACAUCGAGGAGCACGCCUUCGACAACAACAAACAGAUGAAGGGUGUGAAUGUGGAGGCAGUGCUGCGAGUGGAGGAGGAUGAGGAGGACGGGAAGAGGAAGAACGACUCCAGGCCGGAGGUCCAGGGCAACCUAGGGCUCAGCAUGCUGAUCGACUCGCAGAAUAACCAGUAUGUGCUGACCAAACCACGGGACGCCACCAUCCCCCGCGCCGACCACCACUUCAUCAAGGAUGUGGUGUGUGUGGUGAUGCUGUCUCUGCCGUGUGGUUGGCUCUGUACACUGAUGGGUCUCCCGCCCAUGUUCGGCUACAUCAUCUGUGGUGUUCUGCUCGGCCCUUCAGGACUCAACAGCAUCAAAUCGAUGGUGCAGGUGGAGACGCUGGGAGAGCUGGGUGUGUUCUUCACACUCUUCGUGGUGGGUCUGGAGUUCUCUCCCGAACGCCUCCACAAGGUGUGGAGGAUCUCUCUGCAGGGCUCUGUGUAUCUCAGUCUGCUGAUGGUGUGUGUGGGGCUGAUCUGGGGUCAGCUGCUGGGUCUGCAGCCCACACAGACACUCUUCAUCUGCAGCUGUCUGUCCCUGUCCAGCACUCCACUGGUGUCCCGCUUCCUGAGCGGAGCGUCCCGAGAGGCUAAAGAAGGUGAGCUGGACUACAGCAGUGUGUUGCUGGGGAUGCUGGUGAUGCAGGAUGUUCAGCUCGGCCUCUUCAUUGCUGUGAUGCCCACAUUAAUCCAUGGAGGUGAUGGAGAAGUGGACAGUGUUGUGCUGGCGGCGCUGCAGGUGCUGGUUCUGCUGGCUCGGGUUCUGGUGUCUCUUGCCGCUGUGGUUCUCCUCUGCUGGAUCCUGCGCUCGCAUCUGAUUGGUCCGUUCUACAGGAAGCUGCACGCCGAAAGCAAAGGAAACAAGGAGAUUGUGGUGCUGGGGACCAGUGCGUUUGUGUUCAUGAUGCUGACGCUGACGGAGUUCAUGGACGUGUCGAUGGAGCUGGGUUGUUUUCUGGCCGGAGCGCUGCUGUCCUCUCAGGGUCACAUGGUCACGGCAGAGGUCAUGACCUGCGCUGAACCCAUCCGAGACUUCCUGGCCAUCAUCUUCUUCGCUUCCAUUGGGCUUCACGUGUUCCCGACCUUCGUCCUGUAUGAGCUGACCAUCCUGCUGGUGCUGACCUUCUCUCUGGUCAUCAUGAAGUUCAUGAUAGCGGUGGCAGUUCUGUCAGCUCUUCUUCCUCCGGGGUCGAGGCACAUCCGCUGGCUGGUGUCGGCCGGUCUGGCGCAGGUCAGCGAGUUCUCCUUCGUGUUGGGCAGUCGAGCUCGGCGGGCCGGCAUCAUCUCCAGAGAGGUGUAUCUGCUGGUGUUGAGCGUCACCACACUGAGUCUCCUGCUGGCUCCAGUGUUAUGGAGAGCUGCUACGAUGCGAUGCGUGCCCCGCGGAGAGAGGAAACGCACACCUGAACACGAGAAACCUGCGCUCAGUCUGUCCUGAUGCACACACAAAUACAGCUACAGUCUCACAUUAAUGCAUCAUAUUGAUGAGAAACAGUGAGAUGAGACAGAUAAACACACACAACAUUCAUUACACUAAAGGGCACGACUGGCGAAUGCAAGGCUUCAGUGUUGAUCAGAUCACUGCACUGUAAGAGACCCAUACAUUUGCAGCUUUCUCUAUUUCCUGAUUUUUAUUUAUUUGUUUUUCCCUGUUUAUUUCUGCUUUUUAAUUGCAUUAUGGGACUUUAAUCUUUCUUUCAACAGCUUUUCAGCACAUGUAAUAGUCUGCAGUGCUGUGUAGUGUGUGUGUUGGUGUUGUAUAUUACACUGCAAACGUCUUGUAAUAAACUGCAGCACAUGUUCUGUUAUUCUACACACCUAUAUUUUUCUAUUUCUUAUACAUUAUAUUAUUUCAAACGACUAAAAUGUCAGUAAAAGUCACUUUAUUAAAGUGUAGAGUUGAAUUUUCAACAUCAGAAGUGGACAGAGCAGAGAUCAACAUCCCAUAAUGCAAUUCACCACCGCAAAUAAACACAAAACACACACACUGCUCAUUAACAGAUAUUAUUCUAGUGUGUGUCUGUUAUAAUGUAAUAUAUAAAUAUGACCAAAUGUUAUUUAUUUGUGUAUUAUGUGCCUUUAACAUGAGUGAAUGUGAUGUAAAUCGGAGUGUCGGAGGUGAGAAAAGAGUUUGCACUGCAGAUGUUCAGUCUGUUUCCUUCAUUUGAUCAUGUAUUGUUUUCUAAAUAUAUGAGUUGGCAGUUCUUAACACGACUCUUAUAAAUUAUGCAAUAGUCUGAAUCA